AAAAUGGCAGCAACAUUGCAAAUAAGCGAGUUUGAUAGUGAAGACCAAAUAAUUAAAGAAAUAGCAAAACAAGAAGAGACAACGUCGUUGAAAUACAUAAUCUUGCGCAAAGACAAACGUUUUGGGCGAAAGGAUGCACACCCUUUGGAAGGAAAGAAGAUCAGCUGGGAGGUAAAAAGUCACCCAUUCAAUGGAGUUCCAUUUCAGGUUGUGGGCACAAGCACAUAUGAAUGCCAUCAGGGGAAAGACCGACAAGUAAAAGCUAAAGAGAAACAUGCUGCUAAAAUGAACAAGAAGGCGCUUGAAGACCAUGCCUUAAAGAGACGGAAACAAAAUACAAAGAAGGUGGACUGCAAGGCUUUAAUAAACAUUGCCCACAUUAUCCGCUUUCCUGGUUUUAAGAUUGAGGAGAGUACUGUGCGCUCUAAAAAGGAGGCCUCCAAAGAUCUGAAGGCAGCUCUAAGUGAAAAACCAAGCUCUGUGAAGGCAGAGGUUGUCUACUGUGUCAGGUUCCCCUCUCUCUCUGAGCAUAGCUCACACGCACUUGUUGGUGAGAGGUCCUCUAAGAAGAACUUGAAGAUGUUGCAGAAGCAAUGUGCAGGCUAUCUAAAAGAAAUCACAGACCUCACCUAUCAUCUUCAAGAUGAACAGUACAUGACUGGCCUGUCUUCACAUCUGCAAAGCCUAUUGCAGGAAAUGAAAGGACUUGUCCCACAGGAUAAAGAUCUCACACUGACCCUUUCCCCAAGGAAGAGAAAGGCUGAGGAGGACAUGGCCACCCUACCAACCCAGGGAGCAUCGCAACCUUUCACCGACAGUGUAGGACAGCAUGCAGAUUUACAGAACACAUGCGAAGAACCAUGUUUGCCAAACUGAGUGUGGAGUGAGAUUGCUUGUAGGCAGGGAGCCUAGGGCGCCGGAGAUGGCAGUGUGUGUAUAUAUAUAUAUGUGUUGUUUUUUUUUUUUUUUUUCAGAAUAUUUUAUUUUUGAGAGCUGUGUUUUGUGGUAACCCAAGCCUGCCAGCAUACUUGUUGUACCAUUUUAAUAUUAAUUGUAAUAAAAUAAAAAUACAAUUGGGUGAUAAUCCUGUAUGCAGUGGUGAAAAAAUUACCCAAUUGUCAUACUUGAGUAAAAGUAAAGAUGCCUUAAUAGAAAAUGAAAGUCACCCAAUAAAAAACUACUUCAGUAAAAGUCUAAAA
This is a messenger RNA of Oncorhynchus masou masou (cherry salmon), 1199 nucleotides long. RefSeq lists its product as uncharacterized. The transcript is spliced from 5 exons. The record is from RefSeq and is a predicted model, not a curated record. Bases 4 to 876 code for a protein of 290 amino acids. NCBI's taxonomy places the organism in Eukaryota, Metazoa, Chordata, Actinopteri, Salmoniformes, Salmonidae. Gene Ontology annotation, molecular function: DNA-binding transcription factor activity.